Aureobasidium subglaciale EXF-2481 is the source of this 1517-nucleotide messenger RNA. RefSeq lists its product as uncharacterized. Bases 35 to 1042 code for a protein of 335 amino acids. The transcript has 3 exons. Gene Ontology annotation, molecular function: ATP binding; ATP:ADP adenylyltransferase activity. The record is from RefSeq and is a predicted model, not a curated record. Lineage: Eukaryota; Fungi; Ascomycota; Dothideomycetes; Dothideales; Saccotheciaceae. Gene Ontology annotation, biological process: nucleotide metabolic process.
CGGCUCCAAGCCAGCUACGCAACAACAAACCAGCAUGCAAUUGGGUCUAGAGGAAGCAUUGCCAUCUUUGGUGAAGGCCAAGUUCAGUACUGCAAAGGCCAAUCAAGCCUUGAUCUUCUCGUCCACUGAGCUCUCCAUACUGCGGACCAAAUCCGGUGCACCUUUUCAGCUUCGAUACUGCCCUGCGUUGGCGAAGAAGCCUACCGAUAAUGGCGAUAAGCAAGCCAAAGGUCCAAAGCCGGACCCAUUCGACAACCCCUCAUCAGACUUGUUGAUCGCGGACAUCCCCAAAUCCAGUGCUAGUCAUUUGCUCGUACUGAACAAGUAUCCCGUCAUUCCUCAACAUUUCAUUAUUGCGACAAAGCUCAAUAAGCAGCAAAAACACAUGCUUGAGUCAGACGAUCUUGCAGCAACACAUGCUUGUCUGAAAGCGUGGGAAGAGAGCAAGCAGAAUGGAAAGCUAUUUGCCUUCUUCAAUUCUGGAGACCACAGCGGGGCUAGUCAGGCGCAUCGUCAUCUUCAAUUCCUCAGCGUUGACGAGAUGAAGCGUGAUCAGCAGGAAAGUGCGAGUUGGAAUCCACUCGUCGAAAGCAUGUUAGAUGCUCCUGCUAGGGAAGACCAGGGACUAAGGACUAAUCCUGGCCUGUCUUUCACCCACUUUGCCCUUGAGCUCCCUAAGGAUCCUAGUCUCGAGACACUAUACUCAGCCUACGACAAGUUGUACGCCGCAGCUGCCACCGCUGUCAGAUCCUACAUCGCAUCCAACCAGAACUCGGAUCUGAAGCUUCAUCCAUCCGAAGGAGGAUCAUCGGCCAUCAGUUAUAAUCUCGCUAUGACGACUUCAGCCAUGGCUAUAGUCCCGCGCAGAAACGAAGGUGCGGCUAUCAAGAACAAACAAGGCAGCGAAGUGGGAAGUGUUGCUUUGAACGGCACAUUGCUGGCUGGUACCUUGAUGGUCAAGCUGGAAGACGAAUGGAAUGCUUUGCGAGACGAUGAAUUGCAAUUAGAUGAUAUCUUGAUAGCAAUUGGCAUCCCAAGGUAGGAUUCUGCCCUGAAAGCCGCCACAUUAGAGCCAAUGCAUGUUUUAUCGGCAGCUGCCUAAAGCUGCCGAUGACGACUUGUUGAUCAUCAAUUCAGAGUUCGUGUCAGCGCGUGGCGCAGAUGAAAGCGUACCCAGUCAGCGUAGUGCUGACUGUCAAGCAUCAUCAAUUUGACAUCAGUGGCUGAGACUCGUAAACAAUCAAUACCAAAGCUGACGCCUGUAUAGACGACACUCGAGCAGGGAUGGGGGUCAAGUAAUGCUAUAGCGACCGACCCAACACAAUUUCCAUGCGACAAUAAGUGGCGAGUCUCUAUUGUUGUCUCUAAUGUGUCCUUUAAGACACUGUCGCUAUUGUCUAGGUCAAUAAUUCAACACGAAUGAGACAGUUCUAAAAUCACUGAACACCCUUACUGUUCUUCUCACACCACUCUGCAGACACGUCUCACCUUCGAAUUUGACCAUAUAUUAACCACCA